AUGUGGCCGGCGGCUACUGCACCAGCCUGGGGACGUCAGCACAAUACUGUCAAGACUUUCCUGGUUCCCGCCAGACCUCCACCACGGCUCAGCCUCACAUUACAGUACACGUCACCGCUUACACUGCUGCUGCUAACUUGCCGCAACGACCCGAAUACAGGCAACAAGUUGUUUGGAUGGAGAGUGAGAAUCAGAGCACAGCAUGGGAUACACAUUCAAAAAAGCAUGGCUGUGGUGGCAUGGGCAAGGAGGUGGAUGGAGUGGGCAUCAGCUGUGGUACGGCCUGCUGCUCACCUGGGUCCUUAUCACUACUCAUGUCAUCAUCUUCACACGAGAACACGUGCAACAUUCAGCAUUAAACCAAGCCUGCUAUGACUACAAUCACACAAGACACACCAAUAUCCUUCGCAACACCUGCUGUCGCCUCCAUAACUACAGCAAAAAGGACAUUCUCACCUGUAUUCAAACAGCAGCUGAAAAACUGACUCGUCCUAAACGGUUUGUUGGUGAAGAUACAGGCAAAAUGCAUUCCAAUAACAAACAUUCAGAUACAGACAUAAAGGAUCAUUUCCACAGCCCAAAUGAAUACUUGUUACACUUCCAUCACCAUCCUAGUGGGGAUUCUUCUCUAGUAACUCAGCCCAGGCCAUCCUUUAACAUCUCCAGUGAAUUGUUUAGCUCUCCUGGCAGGGCCAGGGGAUGGCUUUGGGCAAUUGUUGGAGACUCAAGAAUGAGACAAGUUUUUAGUGCUCUGGUAACACGGCUCACUUCUCCCGGGCUCAAAUACAGAAAACCAUCAACAGAGGGAAGAUGGCGCAGUGCUCAUGAAUUAGCAGAUAACUUACGCAUUGGUAAAUUACACGAGGACAUAGAGGUGUAUCACAUGGACGUACCUUUACGAAUCAUAUUUCACUGGGAUCCAUUACUCACACUGCUGCCAAAACUCAUACAUCAAUGGACAAAUAAUGAAAAACAGAGGCCAACCUUGCUGCUAUUAGGCACAGGUCUCCACUGGAUGAGGAGCACUCUCCACACAUACCGUGCUGCAGGACCACACGCUGCCAUGGACAAGUUUAAACAACACAUGGAUGCUCUCCUGCCUCAACUGGUUAGUUUUGCAGAGUCAACUUAUACCAUCAUGCAACUACAAGACUACAUACAGGAAUUACAUAUCUUCAAAAAGUACAAAGGGGUAUACUCCAACAGCAACAUUGACCUGUACAACAAUUUUGUUUCAUCGUAUCUUAUGGACUCGAGUGUCACCCUUUGGGACAGCAACAUUCCUUUUUCCAAGGCCUAUCAUGCCAACUGUGUAAAAAGCUACAGAAAAUCAUUUGAUAUGCUUUGGGACUGUGAUAAUCCUCUGCACACAGGAUUCGUUAUGGUAGAGAAAUAUGCUGAUAUGUUUCUUAAUGAUAUUUGCAAUUCUUUUAUUAACUUGGAUACUACUUACUGUUAA
Molecule: messenger RNA, 1459 nt
Organism: Procambarus clarkii (red swamp crayfish)
Lineage: Eukaryota; Metazoa; Arthropoda; Malacostraca; Decapoda; Cambaridae
Source: RefSeq, a predicted model, not a curated record